CGUCCGCGCGCUCCGCGCGACCGCCCCAGCGGGCGGCCGCGCCUCCGCCACGACGCGGCUCUCGUGGUUCGCCGCCUGCGUCCUGGGGACAUCUUUGGCGCGCGAGGAGGCGGUCGAGAGUUGGGUGGACUGGGGCGCCCGCGAGUUCGAGGCGCACUACUGGGGCGAGUCGCCCCCUGCGGGCGCCAAGGAAGAGGAGGACUGCUCCGAGACCGAGGAGGUUCGAGCGUCGCCAGCGCCGACGCCCAUGCCGCCUCAGAGAUGGAGCAGAGUAUACUAUCGGCCGCGGGCCGAGGACAAGAAAGGAUUGAUGUUCACGACGACGGCGGGCGAGCGUCGCUGGGUCGCGAUCGACCCGACAGGCCGGCUCCAGGUGGUCGACCUCUCCGUGGCGGCGAAGGUGCGAGCGACCAAAUUCGCGGGCGUGGACCACGGGGCCUUCCCGGGCAUGUCUGCACGAGAGAAGGCCAUGGCGGUCGAGGCGGCGGAUCGGGUGAUCGCAUCAGGGAGUACGACGAUGACGGCGACCAUUACGAGGGACUACAAUCGUAAGAACCUGUCAAGCGGCAGGACAGGUCACCGCCGCCAUCCUGUGACGUGGGUGGCCAAGAUCGCGAGCAACGUCGUGGGCUACGUGUGGGCUCGACGAAGCUUGGGAGGUUUCGCUGGCUCUACCUUUGUGCUGUGGCGAGCGUGCGCGUACUUCAACGCUGUGGAGUGGGCCAAGUGGUUCUACCACCAGGCGAAGGAAGCCGUGAAGACCGUCGAGGGCUUGAAGGAGGAGUACGAGCAGAUCAUGGAGAUGCACGAGUCUGGCGCUAUGGAGCCGCUCUACAUGUCGGCGGGCAUCACGUCCGUGAUCGCGGUGACUGGCACGUGCUGCGGGCGGCGGUCGAGCUCGAGCAAGCCUCGCCCUGCCGCCCACCGCGCGGAGGUGGAGGGCCCGUCGCUCUGGCAGCAGCUCUUGCCCUGGUCGCCUGUGGGCGCGCCCAGCUCGUCAGGUACGUCGACGCCUCGCGACGAAGGGGCGACGAUCUCCGACGGCGAGGGGGACUCGUCCGUCGAGUCCGAGCUGGUGAGGCAGCUCGGCGCGGUGGCGGAGAGGCUUGCUGCGCCGGAGGUCAGGAGCUCAUCGCCUUCGUCGCCCCCCCCUGCCGCGCCGCCUCCGAGCGCGACGACGCCGGCCUUCAGGGCGUUCGGCGGCUCCACGGAGACGGGUUCGACCCCGAACUACGACAUGCUGAUGUCGCAGCUGCUGGAGCGCCUCGACAGGCACAAGGAGAUCGUGCAGUCCGACAGCCGCGCAGCCACUGCAGGAGCUUCGACGCGGGUCCAGGAGGUCUCGUCGACGAAUCCCGAGGUGGAGGCGCUGGUGCGCGGCCUGGGCGACUCCUUCAAGGAUAUGCCGGUGAUGGCGAAGGAGAAGCUCGAGGCGUUCAACCCAAAUGUGACGUGGGCCAUCCCCGGCGGCAUCAAGACGAGGGUGGCUCCGUCGAUGGCGGCUCGGCUGCACAGGAGCGGCUCGACGGCAGUGGCGACGAUGCGCGAGCUCAUCCGCUUAAAGCAGCUGGAGGGCAACCACAUGGCCGAGGAGAUGCUGCUGAUCGGCAUGAUGAUCGACCGCUCCAUGAUCGAGGCUCCGCCCGAGUUCAUGAACUACAAGACUACCGAGCUAGCGAUGAGGAGGCUGCGCGGGAUCGAGCGGGCGUUCGAGCACGCGAAGCAGCGCGGCGACUGGAAGCCUCCGAACGGCGCCAAGCAAGGCGGGAAGUCGAGGAUCAACUACCAUGCGCUGGAGGAGCUCGACGCUUCAAAGGCUGAUCAGGAGGGCGUGCUCAUCGACGGCGUGGAAAAGGAGCUCCGGAAGCGGCUGGCCCACGACCUGAAGAUGUACGCCUCCGACGCCGAGCCCGCUUUCGAGCGGCUGGCUUUGCGUGCCAUGGCUGGGACCUACGCGGGCAUAGCUGUCUCCAACGACGACGAGGAGGUGCCGCGGUGCUACUUCGACAGGUUCCACGAGAGGAUGGCCCUGCCGCCGAGCCAGGUGGACGAGGCCGACAUCGAGGCCACGCGCGCCUACGCCGACCCCAGUCUCCGGCAUCGGGCCGCUCGCCUGGACUUCGCAGUGCGGCUCUGGGAGUCGGGGGUGCUCGGCUUCACGCACGUGUGCAAAGCCGAGGUGUCAGUGCUUUUCGCGAUUAAUAAGGUGCGCGAGGACGUGGCUUACGUGCUGAGGCCGGCGUGGGGCGUGAGGCGCGUGAACAAGCGUUUCAGGAGCCCGCCCCAUCUCAACUUGGGGCCCCCGAUGGCAAUGGCGGAGCUCGACCUAUCAGACGAGGUGGCGCAGGGGCGAGUUUUGAAGUCUACGUGGGGCGACGUGUCAGACUGCUUUCACAGGUGCCGCGGGUGCUCAGAGCUCUGGCCCUACAGGGUCUACGGUGGGAUCUCUAUAAGCGAGUUCCUGAAGGAGCUGAAGAGGCGGAGUAUGCAACUUCCGACGGUACCCAGUGGGGGCAGAUAUCUAUGCCUGGUCGUUAUGCUGAUGGGGUUCAGCUGGUCCCCAGCGAUCUGCCACGGAGCGCUGGAGGACAUCAUCUGCGACCUGCCCGGCUUCCCGCGUCAUGGUCAACUGGUGCAUGGGCUGGUACCUCCCAGCUUCUCCGUGAUGGUGAUCAUCUACUGGGUCUUCAUGGGCGACUUCGCGUCCUUGACUCUGGUGCACGAGGGCGACCUAACGACUGUGGAGGCAGCGAAGGAGGCUGCAUGGGCGAGGCUCAAGAAGGCGGGGCUGGACAUGCACAAGGACGGAGUGGGAGAAUACCUACCUUUGUCUCUGGGGGUGACCAUCGCCGAGGAGCCCUACCGACGAAUGGCCUCAAGAGAGAAGAUCCAGGAUGCGAUAGGCGCCACGGGAGCUCUGCUGGCUCGAGGCCGAGCGACGUCGCAGGAGUUGUCGAGAGUUGUGGGGUCGUGGGUCUGGCUGACGAUGUGCUGUCGACCUGCCCUCUCCCUCCUCGACUCUUGCUACGAGUUCGUGACGAAGUUCGACGGCGACGACAGCAAGCGCGACCUUUGGGAGAGCGUCUUGAACGAGCUUCAUAUGGUUUACUACCUGGCGCCCCUGACGCACACGCGCCUGGAGGCUCGAUGGAGCGAGAUCGCGUUUGCGACCGACGCCAGCGAGACGGGCAUGGGCGUGGUGGAGACCAGGUCCUCUCGAGACGAGGUCAAGCAAGAGGUGGGCAGGCAGUGGAGGAUCAAACAGCUCCGCGAUAUGGCCAGGGACGAGGACGAGGAGCUGCUGCUGAGCGGCGGCGCCCUGGAGUGCUCAAGGCGAGGGGUCCCGAACACCACCGGCGAGGGCGAAGUGCCUCCUCAGCGGCUGAAGGCCGACGUCUUCGCUGGCUACGGCGGCUUCGGCGAGGAAGUGCGGAGCGAUUGCCAGUGCGAGACCCUCUUCGUGGACAGCGCUCGCAACCCCCGCCGCGACCUCAUGGGCCCGUCGUUCGUGGAGCUGGUCUGCCGGGCCAUCCUGUUCGGGCUUUUUUUCUUGGUUCACAUGGCCCUUCCGUGCUCGUCCUUUUCGCGGGCUCGGAGGCCAGCGAAUCGGGCAUCUGGCAGGUGGAUCCGAGGGCUUCCUGGACUUGCCCCGCAGCAGGUGCGACGAGUACGAGAGGGGAACACCUUGGCACAGGCAGCGAUCUCAAUGUGCUUUGCGUGUCUGGCAGCGGGUGUUGGCUUCUCCCUCGAGAACCCCAGGACUUCGAUGAUCUGGGACCUGCCCGAGAUGGUGAAGCUGAUGAGUCAACCAGGCGCGUUCGUGGUGGAGCUGCUCUACUGCGCUUAUGGAGCGCGGUGGCUGAAGCCAACGCGCCUGCUGACAAACGUGGAAGCUUUCAAGGAGUUGGCGCGCCGCUGCUCCAGAGCUCACCAACAUCAGGAGCUCCGAGGACGAAACGCCGAGGGACAGCUGUGGACUCGGCUGGCCGCGGUCUACCCCCCGCAGCUGCGCAGCGCGCACGCCAAGCUGGCGAGGAAAGCGAUCGAGACGAAGCAGCUGGACAUCCACGACUGGCGAGUGCGCGAAGUUCGGCGUCCCCCGGAGAGGCCCAGAGCCGUCUUGAACCAUUGGGCAGACAUAUCGAGAUGGCAUUUAUCGUGGAAAGGAGAGUGGUGCUACGAGGACCACAUAAACGCGCAGGAGAUGAGGCCGUUGAUGACGCAACUGAGGAAGAUCGGAGCGAUCACCUUGGCCACCCGCGUGAGAUUGACGCUGCGGUGGAUCCCCACCGACAUGAACCCAGCGGACGGCCCGUCCAGAGGGGAGGCCGUGGGCAGCGCGGAGGUCACCAAGACGAAGGCCGAGCUGAAGAAGGUGAUCUUGGACGACGCCCAUCCCUUCGAGAGGUUGCUGGGGGGACUGGCAUCUCUAGGCUUGCUGCUCAUGGCGACGAUAUGGUGCGACAGCGUGGCGGUCAGUUCGUCAACCCUCGACGAGUACUUCUCGGAUGCCAACGAGCCUUUCAACAACGCCGUGGAUAGCGACGCUGAGGAUGGAUACCUGGCCUCUGAUUUUAGCAUGAUUGCAGGGGCCGUGCAGGCAAUCAAGUCGGACGAACGGGGCUCGUCAAAGAAGAAGGUCGCAAAGGCCAAGAAAGCUGCCAAGCAGGACCCCGCGAAGGUUUCCGCUCGUCGAGUCCGACCGUUCGUGCCGAUGGUGAGUAAGGGGCCCAGGGCGUUCGAGAAUGCGGCCGUCGAGAAGCCCGUCAACGGGAGCUCCCUGGGCGGCGAUAGGCUCGAGCGCCCCCUGAGACUCCUGAUCCACGCGGUGCGGGGCGACGCAAACAAGGAGUACAUCAAGGAGGUGCAGCCCUUUUUGCGCGAUGUGUGGCAGAGGCGUCUCCCCUUUGCGACCCCAGGCGAGCGCGACAUCACGGUCGCAGCUGAGCUGGGCAACCGGUGCUUCGUGGAGCGCGCCCCCUUGAACAGGGGAAUCAAGCUGUACCACGGGCUGAUGCACAUCUUCCCCGAGUGGAGGUCAGAGAUGCCGAUCGCGCUCAGGGCUCUGCACAGUUGGGAGAAGUAUCAGCAGACGUGGGAAGGAUGCCCAGCUUCGGUCGAGGCAAUCUACUUCAUCGCGCGAGAGGCUGUUCGACGUGGUCACAUCGACGAGGGGAUUGCGUUUCUUCUCGCGUACGACUGCUAUCUACGAGAGCAGGACUGGUUGCAGCUGAGGGCCGAGGAUGUGCAUGUGAGCUACAGAGACGUUCGAGACCCAAGGUCGAUCAAAGUAGCCAUCCUGCUAGGUCGGCGCCACAGAGGCGAGAGCGUGAAGACCGGUCAAGAGCAAGGUGUGGCCAUCGACGACCUUGGGAUCGCGACGAUCAUAGCCGAGCGCGUGAAGUACUUGCCCGGCGAUGCUCUAGUAUUCGACACCAACGCCUCGCGAGCUGGGACA
This is a messenger RNA of Prorocentrum cordatum, 5458 nucleotides long. The record is from the annotation of a GenBank genome assembly. NCBI's taxonomy places the organism in Eukaryota, Dinophyceae, Prorocentrales, Prorocentraceae.